UGCCUGUCAAGAGGAUCGGAUAUACAAUCCUGUUUGCUGAGAAUUAUCUGAACUCCAAAAGGACAAACACUCACUCUCAGUGUUUCCCCCCCCCCAUUUGUUGGACUGGACUUUCCUUCUCCCCUGCUUUCACUUUGCUUUGGACAGAAGGGAGAAGGGAGGAGGACGCAUCGUCCAACAUGAACGUCACCUCGCUCUUCUCCUUCACCAGUCCGGCUGUCAAACGACUGCUGGGUUGGAAGCAGGGAGAUGAGGAAGAGAAAUGGGCAGAAAAAGCGGUGGAUGCUUUGGUAAAAAAACUGAAAAAGAAGAAGGGAGCCAUGGAGGAGCUGGAGAGGGCUCUCAGCUGCCCGGGUCAGCCCAGUAACUGUGUGACAAUCCCACGCUCCCUCGACGGACGGCUGCAGGUGUCCCAUCGGAAAGGUCUGCCGCACGUCAUUUACUGCAGAGUGUGGCGCUGGCCCGACCUGCAGUCCCACCAUGAGCUGAAGGCCCAGUGCUGCGAGUACCCCUUUGGCUCCAAGCAGAAGGAUGUCUGUAUCAACCCUUACCACUACAAACGAGUGGACAGUCCAGUGUUGCCACCUGUUCUGGUACCAAGGAACAGUGAAUUCAACGCCAAGCAUACGAUGCUGCCUCGCUUCCGCAACCCUCUGCAACAGAAUGAGCCGCACAUGCCCCAGAAUGCCACCUUCCCAGAAUCCUUUGCUCAGGCCAAUACCAUGCCCCCCAAUUUCCCACAUUCGCCGGGAAACAGCUAUCCAAACUCACCGGGAAGUGGCAGCAGCGCCACCUUUCCUCAUUCACCAUCCAGCUCGGACCCUGGCAGUCCAUUCCAGAUGCCAGAGACUCCCCCUCCUGCCUACAUGCCUCCAGAGGAGCCCAUUACUCAGGAUUGCCCCCAGCCUAUGGACACCAACCUAUUAGCUCCAACAUUGCCUAUAGAGAGCAGCAACCGGCCAGACGUGCAGCCUGUGGCCUAUGAGGAACCCAAGCACUGGUGCUCUAUUGUUUACUAUGAGCUCAACAAUCGUGUCGGAGAGGCGUUCCAGGCGUCUUCCACCAGCGUGCUCGUCGAUGGCUUCACAGAUCCCUCCAAUAACCGCAACCGAUUCUGCCUCGGCCUGCUCUCCAACGUCAACCGCAACUCCACCAUCGAGAACACCCGGCGGCACAUCGGCAAAGGUGUCCAUCUGUAUUACGUUGGUGGGGAGGUGUAUGCAGAGUGUCUGAGUGACAGCAGUAUUUUCGUCCAGAGUCGUAACUGUAACUACCAUCAUGGCUUCCAUCCCACAACUGUGUGUAAGAUUCCUAGCGGCUGCAGCCUGAAGAUUUUCAACAACCAGGAGUUUGCUGAGCUUCUGGCCCAGUCGGUCAACCACGGCUUUGAGGCUGUUUACGAGCUCACCAAGAUGUGUACCAUCCGCAUGAGCUUUGUUAAGGGCUGGGGAGCAGAGUACCACCGCCAGGAUGUGACCAGCACACCCUGCUGGAUCGAGAUCCACCUGCAUGGUCCCCUACAGUGGUUGGAUAAGGUGCUAACCCAGAUGGGCUCCCCCCACAACCCUAUAUCCUCCGUCUCCUAGGCUUCACUGUCCUCAGCCCUAUGGCUGUCCACACCCCGGCAUUUUGGUCAAAGUAGCAAGAAAACGGUCCCAGAUCAGCCUGUGGUUCAGUCAAUCUGCUCUUCUUUCCCUGAUAACUGAACAUGGUUUUGACUGGAACACAAGCUGAUCUGGGACCAGUAGGGCUGGGCGGGUUGUUAAAUGAGUUGGUUAGUUCUCUACUUGAAGGAUGUCUGAAUUGGGCACAUUUACAGUCUGGGAGAGGAGUAAGCAGAGAGAGCGGGAUGCAACUGGAAGAUACUUGAUCUUUGUGACCAACUGUAAUAAUUAGACCAUCACACUCAUCAUGAUGCAAGUAUCCUCCCUGAUCUUGCUCCCACAACAUCUCCAUAUUCAUCGUUCUAUUACUCUGACUCAUAACUAGUUUGCAUCGGAAUAUUCCCUCUGAAAUACAGAUAUUGUACGCAGUUCCAAAAGAUAUGGGACAUUCCAGGUCACCUAAAUUAUGCCGCUGUCACUUCACUGAGGCUGGCAUGAAAUGUACUUACGAAGUAUGAAAAGUUAGCAGGGAGGCGGAGUUUGACCAGUAUAACAAAAUGUUUUAAUCAUCUCCAGAUACUUAAACAGUUAUAUCAUAUCCUCAGACAGUUUGUAGGCUUAUAAAGUAAAACAAUAUAAAGUGUUAAAUAACAACAGAAUCCCACAUCACAGAUUGUAAGAUAUUAGGAACAGAGACAAUUAGGGUGAGUUUGAGGGUUUAGAGUUGGGGUUAGUGUGGGGGCAUGGCACAAAAAGGGCAUUUCAGACUAUUCAGAAUAAAAGGUUCAUGUUUUAAUGUUGCUCAUCUUGUGUUACGCUCGUGUUAUUAUUAAAAAUAAUAGUGUUUAGAUAUAUUCACUAGAUUAUGUGCUGUGCAGUCUGGUUUUGCAAAGCAUAGUUUGGUUAGUGUAGUGUUUCACAUUUAAAGACUGGUAGCUGAACACACAAAGAAGCAGAGGCAGAUUUUAAGUGCAGUUUAGUUGUUCCCUUGUUGUAUUCUCUGCAGCAAACUAAAUAUGUCUCAAAUACGGAGUCACAUUGAGGACAUAAUACUUCUGUUUCUGUGCAUCAUCAUUCUCUUAUUACACCACCUGAGCAAAUCGUGUAAAAUGACUGUUAUGGGAAAAAGUCGAGCAUUCAAAUUAUAAUUGUUGACUGAGCAAAGGGUAUCAGUUACUGAUGGCCCGGUAUGAUUUUUUUUUUAAAUACAAAAUUUGCCAUUCAAUUCUUUUAUGCUUUAAGCAAUCCUCUUUGCUAUUGAACUGUAUUACUUUCUACAUUCUUUUUGUAUUUUUGAACAUGUUUUCUGUUAUGUUUGUCUGCACUUUCACACAUUGCCUUUGUUUAGUUUUUUUUUUUUUUUUCUCCUCAUGUUUGUGCUCAGAAAAACUCCCAGAAAGCAGUUUUAUUCCAUGAAUAUAAAGCCUCUACUGGAAGAUUCAAUAAAUUUGUUUCAUUACA
Molecule: messenger RNA, 3065 nt
Organism: Labrus bergylta (ballan wrasse)
Lineage: Eukaryota; Metazoa; Chordata; Actinopteri; Labriformes; Labridae
Gene: smad1
Product: SMAD family member 1
Biological process (GO): anatomical structure morphogenesis; SMAD protein signal transduction; BMP signaling pathway
Cellular component (GO): heteromeric SMAD protein complex
Molecular function (GO): DNA-binding transcription factor activity, RNA polymerase II-specific; RNA polymerase II cis-regulatory region sequence-specific DNA binding; I-SMAD binding
Source: RefSeq, a predicted model, not a curated record